This is a messenger RNA of Styela clava, 858 nucleotides long. Its product is annotated as dynactin subunit 5-like. Gene Ontology annotation, cellular component: dynactin complex. Lineage: Eukaryota; Metazoa; Chordata; Ascidiacea; Stolidobranchia; Styelidae. The record is from RefSeq and is a predicted model, not a curated record.
AAAAGCUCAUGUGAUCUUGUUUUUCAGAAUAGUUUGAUCAUUAAUUGUCAUCAGCGAUUUUGAAAUGGAAUUAAACGAAGUUUACUACGAUAAGGCAAACUAUAUAGAGACGGCAUCAGGGAAUAAAGUGAGCAGACAUUCAGUAUUAUGUGGAAGUCAGAACAUCGUCCUAAAUGGCAAGACCAUAGUUCAAAACGACUGUAUAAUAAGAGGAGAUCUAGCAAAUGUUAGAGUUGGAAGACACUGUGUGAUCAAGAGUCGUUCCGUUAUCCGACCAGCGUUCAAGAAAUUCAGUAAGGGGGUUGCAUUUUUUCCAUCUGUGAUUGGUGAUCAUGUCUACAUUGAUGUAGAUUCUGUUGUUAAUUCUGCACAGAUCGGAUCUUAUGUUCAUAUAGGAAAAAAUUGUAUAAUUGGUCGGAGAUGUGUAUUGAAAGACUGUUGUAUGAUUGCUGACAACACAGUCUUACCUCCUGAAACAGUUGUUCCACCAUUUUGUGUUUAUGGAGGAUCACCAGGUCAAUUUGUUAAACAACUACCUGAAUGUACUCAAGAUUUAAUGAUUGAUGCAACUACUCAGUAUUAUAAAAAAUUUAUACCAAAACCAACAAGCUGAUGAUGCAUAUUCAACUACACAUAUUGGCUCUGGAAUUUGCAUUUUGUUUCACUUAAUGUCUGUUUCUGUGGAUCGGGAGGUUGAGGUUAAGCAACUAUGCUAUAGAUCAGUGGUUGUCAAACUUUUUAGAAUUUGUAAAGUCUCGCGCUCCACCUCAAAAAUAACUAGUUAACAAUAAGCUACAAAUAACAGAUAGUAAGGCAAAAGUAUGUUUUAUUCAAGAAUAUGUUGAAAAUACGUGGAUU